Molecule: messenger RNA, 1344 nt
Organism: Lepus europaeus (European hare)
Lineage: Eukaryota; Metazoa; Chordata; Mammalia; Lagomorpha; Leporidae
Gene: FAM170A
Product: family with sequence similarity 170 member A
Exons: 6
Coding region: 1-1344 (447 amino acids)
Biological process (GO): fertilization
Cellular component (GO): nucleus
Source: RefSeq, a predicted model, not a curated record
AUGAAACGGCGGCAGAAGAGGAAACACCUGGAAAAUGAAGAGUCCCAGGAAUCUUCUGAGAAGGGAGGAGGGAUCUCGAAGCCACAGGAGGAUGCCCCGCAGCCUGUACCCACGGGAGGGGACAAAGUCUGGAAUCGGGAGGCAGCAGAGGUCUCUUCUGCCUCUGAGUACUUCUCCUGUGUUUCUUCUCCACGCAAGCUCAUCCAUGCUGGUGAGGGAACCCGGAGGUCACCACGAGACAGUCCCCAGCCUAGAUCGCCCCUAGCCCAGGUUGAGGAACAAGGGGAGACUGCUCUCCCCACACAGCCCAUGUCCUUCUCGUCCCAUUCAUCCUACAAGACCUGCGUGUCCUCUCUGUGUAUAAACAAAGAGAGGAGGGGUAUGAAAAUUUACUACAUGCAGGUACAAAUGAAGAAAGGGGUGGCUGUCUCCUGGGAGACAGAGGACAGCUCGGAGUCCCUAGAAAAGCAGCUGCGGAUGGAAGAAGUGACCCUUCUCGAGGACGUGCGGGUAGGGACUCCCCCGUCGGAUGUGUCCACCAGAAACCUGCUGUCUGACAGCGAGCCCAGCGGGGAGGAGAAGGAACAAGAGGAAAGAGCCGAUUCGGACAGCCCGCCCGGCUCGCCCACUGCCGAGGAGAGGCCCCGGGCCAAGACGCCCGACUGGCUGGUGACCAUGGAGAAGGGCUUCCGGUGCAUGGCCUGCUGCCGGGUCUUCGCCACCAUGGAAAUCCUCCAAGAGCACGUGCAGUCUGGGGUCAGGGAGGGCUUCAGCUGCCACGUCUUCCACCUCACCAUGUCGCAGCUGGCAGGCCAUGUGGAAUCGGACAGCGCCCAGGAGGAGGAGGAAGAGGAAGAGGAGGAGGAGGAAGAGGAGCAAGACAAGCCGGAGGAAAAGGAGAACGAGGAGGAGCAGCCCACGGGCAAAGACCUUGACCUGAGGAGACCUUGGAGCCAGUGUCCGGGCUGCGUGUUCCAUUCUCCCAAGGACAGGAAAAAGUCCAGACGCUUUCUGGGGCUGGCAAGCUCUUUUCCCCGUAACCUGAGAAGUAUCUUCUCUGCUUUGGUUUCUGCACAGCAACUGAAAUUCAUGGGCCAGAGAUCCUGGAAGAUCAUGUGGCCUUCUCUUGGGAGAGGGAGAAGAACGGACCAUGGAGAAAGCAGCAGGCAGAAUGCCAAUGGUAAGAAGGAGGAAGAAGGGAUCAGCCCUCAGUCCAGGCCAGACCUUCCUGAAAUGUGUGAAAGCACUGUUUCCAUGAACGUGAGACUUGUCCAGUGUCCAGGAGGCAGUUCUGUGUCUUACAGGGAGCGCCUCCAGUCUGUCCGCAUCACGUUCAGUGUCUGA